Messenger RNA from Ictalurus punctatus (channel catfish), 748 nucleotides. It is a transcript of the gene spcs3, whose product is annotated as signal peptidase complex subunit 3. The record is from RefSeq and is a predicted model, not a curated record. NCBI's taxonomy places the organism in Eukaryota, Metazoa, Chordata, Actinopteri, Siluriformes, Ictaluridae. Gene Ontology annotation, biological process: protein targeting to ER. Gene Ontology annotation, cellular component: membrane; signal peptidase complex. The coding region runs from base 128 to 670 and encodes 180 amino acids. The transcript is spliced from 5 exons.
UAAAUACGGGUAUAGAAAGAAAACUAAUAACACGUCGGAAAACCCAUAAGACUUCCUGCGUUCGGACUUCCUGUAGCCUGCAAAGCUAAAUGUACUAUUAUUAGUUUAUUUUGAAGGAGAUUUAAUUAUGAAUACGGUUUUAUCGAGGGCGAACUCGCUGUUCGCAUUUUCUCUCAGUGUAAUGGCCGCUCUCACUUUCGGCUGCUUCAUCACAACGGCGUUCAGAGACAGAAGCGUUCCGGUGAAUAUACACGUCUCCAGAGUGUUCCUAAAAAACGUGGAUGACUUUACAGGACCAAGAGAGAGGAGUGAUUUGGGUUUUGUGACCUUUGACCUUUCUGCUGAUCUGCGGCCGAUAUUUGACUGGAACGUGAAGCAGCUCUUCCUCUAUCUAUCUGCUGAAUAUGCAACCAAAAGCAAUGUACUGAACCAGGUGGUCCUAUGGGACAAGAUCGUUCAGAGAGGACAGAACACCAGACUUGAACUGAAGGAAAUGAAGACCAAAUACUACUUCUUUGACGAUGGAAAUGGCCUGAGGGCGAACAGGAACGUGACUCUCACUCUCUCCUGGAACGUGGUGCCGAACGCCGGGAUCUUGCCGUUGGUCAUGGGCUCGGGUCACAUCUCAGUGCCGUUCCCCGAAUCGUACGAAAGCACCAAGAGCUACUGAACUGUCCUGAACCAUCUUUAUUAACGUUGCACACCGCUGUGGGUUUUAAUAAAAAACAAACAAACAAAAAAAAAAAAA